AUGAUAGAUAUUGAAGUCAUGAGGGAAGGGCCUCAACUGUCCAUGGAACAAAGAGCUGAUCUAAUUUCACCAAUAUCUGUUGUUGAAAUCACUAAUGCAUUAAAAGGGAUAGGAGACCUCAAGAGCCCAGGUAUUGACGGUUACGGUGGAAAAUUUUUCAAAGCAAGCUGGGACAUUGUUGAUAAGGAUGUUAUUGAAGCUGUUACAGAAUUCUUUGAGCAGAAUAUGAUUUAUAAAGCUUUCAAUGAAACUACCGUUACUCUUAUUCCCAAACAGCCGGACGCCAAAACCUUGAAAGAUUACAGGCCUAUUGCUGGUUGCACCACAAUUUACAAAAUCAUAUCCAAGAUUCUCACAACCAUACUUGGGAAGGUUUUGGGCAACAUCAUCAGUAAAGCGCAGGCGGCAUUUGUUCUAGGCCAGAAAAUCCAUUCUCACAUCUUACUAGCUAUGGAGCUGUUAAAAGGUUAUAACAGGAAUACAGGUACCCCUAGAUGCAUGGUCCAACUAGAUCUACAAAAAGCAUAUGACAUGGUUGAUUGGGGCGCUCUCGAAAAUAUUCUUAGUGAAGUUGGUUUACCUAAGAAAUUUGUAGAUUGGAUUAUGACCACUGUGACUACAGUUUCUUAUCGCUUUAAUAUCAAUGGCCAGUAUACUGAUAGGAUCAAUGCUAGAAGAGGAAUUAGGCAGGGGGACCCAUUAUCUCCUCUCCUGUUUGUAAUCAUCAUGGAAUAUCUCAGCAGGUUACUUCUCAAGAUGCAAAGGAAUCCAGAGUUUAACCACCAUGCUAAAUGUGAAAGGCUGCAAAUAACUCACUUAACCUUUGCUGAUGACCUUUUGUUGUUCUCUAGAGGUGAUCAUGUGUCUGUGGAAAUACUUUAUUCAACUUUGAACAAAUUCCUGGAUUCUACAAGUUUGAAAAUAAACCCUUCCAAGAGCAGGGUGUAUUUUGGUAAUGUAUCUGCGAGUGUCAAGUGCGGCAUCCUCCAUCUAACUUCAUACAAAGAAGGGUAUUUCCCUUUUAGGUAUCUUGGUAUCCAGUUGACGAGUAAGGGUCUUGCUGUGAUCCAUUACAUGCCGCUGUUGGACAGAUUACUUAGCCGGAUAACUCACUGGAGCUCUAGAUUGUUGAGUUAUGCGGGUAGGCUGCAACUCAUCAAGAGUGUGCUUUAUGCUAUCACAACCUACUGGAUGCAAUGCAUUUGGUUUCCAAAAACGGUGAUCAACAAAAUCAAUGCUAUAUGUCGCUCCUUUCUGUGGUCAGGUGGUAAUAAUAUAAGCAGGAAAAGUCCAGUAGCGUGGGAAAAUGUCUGUAAACCACAUGUGCAAGGCGGACUAAAUGUGAUGAAUUUGGAAGUGUGGAAUAGUACGUUUGUGAUAAAACUUCUCUGGAAUAUCUAUGCAAAAUCUGAUGAUUUGUGGGUGCGUUGGAUACAUGCUUACUACUUGAGACAUGAAGAUAUUCUGACUAGAAUGGUUAAGGGAUCUGACUCUGGAAUUUUCAAAGCGAUUCUUAUACAAAGGGACAAGCUAAUGACCAUACAGAGUACAUGGGAUGCUAUGCUGCAGAUGGGUAAAUUCCAUGGGAGGAAAGUGUAUCAAAGCCUCCUACCUAUUACUCCUAAUGUUCCAUGGGCCAAAUUAAUCAUUCACAAUAGAGCUAGACCCCGGGCAAUUAUUACUCUCUGGACGAUCUGUCAUGGAAAGCUAGCAACCAAGUCAAGACUGUUCAGAUUUGGCAUGAUCAACAAUAACAAAUGUGCUUUUUGCAAUGAAGAGGAAACCAUUGAUCACUUAUUUUUUUGUUGUGUGGAAUUGAAGCAAAUAUGGAGUGGUACUCUUCAGUGGUUGGCAAUUCAACACACUCCAAAAAGAUGGCAAGAGGAAAUGCAAUGGGCUCUGAGCAAUUAUGGUGGGAAAGGCUGGCAAUCUGAUCUGGUUAGGCUUGCCCUUACAGAAACUCUUCAUGAGAUCUGGCUUUAUAGAAACGAAGCCUGUUUUAAUCAUAGAACUGAUAAUAGGAAUUGCCUUGAUAGAAUUAUUUACAAUAUAAUGUAUAGAGGGUGGACUAGUCCAAAGCUUAGACCACGUAUAGCUAGGUUUAUUUUGUCUUAA
Molecule: messenger RNA, 2115 nt
Organism: Lathyrus sativus (Indian pea)
Lineage: Eukaryota; Viridiplantae; Streptophyta; Magnoliopsida; Fabales; Fabaceae
Source: the annotation of a GenBank genome assembly